Messenger RNA from Cyclospora cayetanensis, 1104 nucleotides. Its product is annotated as probable protein phosphatase 2C 6. Gene Ontology annotation, molecular function: protein serine/threonine phosphatase activity. NCBI's taxonomy places the organism in Eukaryota, Apicomplexa, Conoidasida, Eucoccidiorida, Eimeriidae. Gene Ontology annotation, biological process: protein dephosphorylation. The coding region runs from base 1 to 1104 and encodes 367 amino acids. The record is from RefSeq and is a predicted model, not a curated record. The transcript has 9 exons.
AUGAAGUCUUCCAAAGCCCCUACGCAACAGCCAGGAGCUGUUACGGGUGCUUCUGGGGCAGUAGAGCAGUGUGUAUCUAGCCACCUUAAAACAAAGACCAUGAAAGUUCAGGAUGGCUUUACGGAAACAGCUGCUGCGACAAUUCUAGGAAAGAGAUCGUUCGACGAAGAUGCAAUGCUCGUUGCAGCCCCCCUCCCAGGCCGUCCAGGAUCAAGGUUGAAGGCCCUCUUUGAUGGACAUGGAGGCUACAUUGUCUCCCGCAAGUGCUCAGUCCUCGCACCCACCUUUUAUGGCCGCAUGCAGGAAUUUUCGGCGAACGCCUUUGCGAAGGCGAGCUUCGCCCUCGACGCUGCGCUACGCAGCGAUCCAGAUGUUCCUAUCGGCCCUGGCUCGACAGGCAUCAUUGCUGUGAUGGAGGCUAUAGACCCCGGCAUCCCGGAGUAUAUGCUUCAUGUGGCAAACAUCGGAGACUCCCGUUUGAUGGUUCUGCACGAAGACGGCACUUUUACGCCAAUGUCUGUUGAUCAGAAGCCAAGCGACCCCUUAGAAAUGAGUCGUGUACGGCGAGCGGGGGGAUCUGUCAUUCGCACUGCAAUGGCCGUUUGGAGAAUUGAUGGGCGCCUUGCCCUGAGUCGUAGCUUUGGCGAUUUCCGCAUGAAGAACCGAAGCGAUUUGCUACCUUCUCAGCAGAAGGUGGUGGCUUUGCCGCACUCACGGACCAUCAAAGUCAAACCGGGAGACAUUUUGGUGUUUGCUUGCGACGGGGUCUUCGAGGCUCAGGGAAUGACGUGGAAGUUUGUGGCAAACUAUGUUGCUAUGCAGCUUCAGGCAAGCAUCGGUCCCCCGAGCGCAACUGGGGGCGACCUAGAAGAGACAGCAACGCGCCUAGUGACUACCGCGUAUCUCAUGGGGAGUUGGGAUAACAUCAGCGCCAUGAUUGUCAAGGUUCUACCGACUGCGCUUCCCUCAACGGUGGUGACCGCCGCGGAGACGGAUGUCUUGGGCACGCGGACAGAGCGCCCGACAAUGAUGGAAUCCGAAGCAACACUGGAGCGUAGCGGCGCUUGGAUGACGGAUUUGGGACUUUACGCCACCCUCUACUGA